CUACGUCUACAGAUAUCAUUAUCAAUGUAAAUAAAAACAAACCCAAGGUCUGGACGGAGGAUCGACGAUAAAAGACACCCCAUCCCAAAACAUACCAAAACAGUCGCGGGUGGUAUCAAUGAAGCGUUUUUUCGGUUUUUUUUUGAUGGCUGUGAGACAUUGUGUGCAGAUCCAAGUGCGGUGCGUGUGUGUGGGGUGAUGACUGAAUGGUAGGGUGCUGCCAACGGGUAUUAUUAUAUGGGACGUGUGGAAUCAGGGAUCAGUGAUAGAGGAAGGUGGAGAAUAUUGAAAGAGACGGCGAGUGGUGGGUAGUGGCGAGCUGAGCUGGGGUGAGCGGUGCAGCCAUCUGUCAAUGGUCGUUAGAGGGAAACUGAGACUGGACUGGAGAACGAGGCCAACGCCCUGUUUUAUUAUUUCACAUUUAUGAAAGUGCAGACAAGAUACAUGUAUGUAGGAAGCGAAAAGGGUGUGAAAGUGGCAUCGAUCUGCUAAGCGACCAAAGACGCUGCUCUCGCUCGCUCACCAGGACAGACGAGAGAUGGUUGGGACUACGAACUGGAUGCAGCGGAGAGAGCGGCAAGUGCCAGUGCCUGCGUUGGAGGUGGAAAUGAUGGGAGGGAUCCAUCAAGUUCCACUCUCACCCACCUACGUCUCUCCUCGCUCUGCCCCCAAACCGCCCACCUUCAAGUCAAACACCUUCAAGGGUCUCCACAGCGUCUUUGCCAGAAAACCUGCACGCGCCCACUCCGCCACCUCCCUCCACUCUGCCUACUCUGUCUCCACACACACCGACUCCCUCCUCGACCCCCAUCCCUACGCCCCCAUGCCCCCCGCACCCCUCCCCGUCGUCUCCUCCCACGACGCCAUCGACGACGACGACGAGUGUCCCGUCUGUCUCGAACCACUCAGCUUCAGCUUCAGACUCCCAGGCGAGAAGCCCCAUGUCGUCCCCGAGUGCGCACACGCCCUCCACGAGGCCUGCUUCACCGCCGUAUACGGCCCUCCCCCAGGCCACUCCAGAUCCGCAGUCCCACGCAAGUCCAACCUCGGCGUCUGCGGUGUCUGCAGACGACCCAUGAAAAUCGGCGAUGGCGAUGGCGGCAAGAGCAACAAACUCGCCUCGCUCACCGGCGUCGACGGCCGCAACACCUCCGUCCUCUACCCCGGCCGCGACACCUCCUCCACCAGACCGGGCUCGUCCACCCCGCACCCCUACGACCCCACAGAGGACGACCCAAUAGACCACGCCGCCUCCGUCCGCUCCGCACCGAGCACCGACCAGUCCCACUACAUCGUCGCCCCCUCCAUCCAGGUCAGACCCGAGUUCUCCUCCCUCUCCCGCACCCCAGACGUCAGCCAGCCCCUCACCUGCAUCGUCGUCAUCGAGCUCCCAGCCCGCAGGGGACAGAGCCACAUCCCUGGCCCCGUCAUCCCAGACGCCUACAGCCCCCGCCGCGACACCGACCACCUUCUCAGCCCCAGACCAGAAGACGCCAUUCGUGCACGCACACAGUACCCAUCGGACCCCGAACCGCGCGCCCCUUUGCAUUCAGAGCACGACUAUUCACAGGACGAAGACUCGCCCUUCAACGCCAUCACCGACGACCUCCGCACCCGCAUCAUCGACUGGAAGGGCCACGCCCUCUCCGGCCUCGGCCCCCUCCAAAUGUACGAUCUCCUCUCCGUCCGCCGCGACUCCCUCGUGCGCGAGUUCUUCGUCUAUCUCUUCAAGGAGGCCAUCAUAUGCGUCGUAGAAGAAAAAAAGAGAACCCUCGGCCGCUUCCUCCCCUCCCCCUCCUUCAACGACUCCUCCACCUCCACCUCGGCUUCCAGCAGCCAGUCCCGCGGCGUACUCAGGCUCAAGGGCCGCAUCUACGUCCGACACAUCAAGCAUGUCACCGCCAGCACCUCGACCGGGGAGAUGAGUCUGACCAUCGAUAUGGAGGACGAGCGUCUCGACUCCUUCAUCCUCGUCUUCAAAGAACGCUCCGCCCUCGAAGCAUGGAGAAGCCAGAUCCAAGCCCUCGUCGACUCCUUCCAGCACCGACCGCCACCCCUCCACCUCCAGCAGCAGCAGCAACAAGGCUACGAUCGCGGCCUCGACAUGGACGAGUUUGGCGGGAGCGGCAAGGCGGCGAGGGUGUUGAGCGGGAGCACGGCGACGACGCGCCAGAUGCAGCAAAAACUAACAACGCUGGGCGAAGACGACGUCCUCGGCUACUUCGAGCCCUCCGCCGGCCUCGUCACCCCACACGUCUCCGCCGGACCCUCCAACUCCCUCGCGCCCCUCCCCCACCCGCCCCUCGACCUCAUCCUCAUCGUGGCACUCCCGCCACCCAACGCGACCCCGAGUACGGCCGCCCUGAAGAUGCGCGUGAUCAAGGCGUCGCUUGAUUUUGUGCUGGCCUCGUUGGCGGUGAAGGAUAGGCUGAGCUUGGUGACGUUUGAGGUGGGCACGGGCGGUCGCGUACGGAAGACGCCGUAUUUGUGUGUGGGGAGGGCGCAGAGCAGGGCGAGGCUGUCAAAGUUUAUUGAUAUGAUCGGCAUGCAGGAUUCACAUGAGGACGAGUUCUUGGUGAGGGCUUCAAAGGAUGAAAAGACGGAUGUGGUGACCGCCGUCAACCAUGGUCUGGACGUCGUACUGCAGCGCAAGUCGCGCAACCCCGUGUCGGGGAUGAUCCUCGUCAGCGACGCCGCCGACAGCACGCGCCGUGCCCAAAUGGACCUCGUCCUCGCCCGCGCCGAAGCCGCCAACAUCCCGAUCCACUCCUUCGGCUACGGCCGCUCUCACGACCCCGCCUCCCUCUGGCUGAUGUCGAACCACACGAGCGGGACGUACACGUUCGUCAAAGACUGGUACGACCUCCGCGGCUGUCUCGCCGGGUGCGUCGGGGGGAUGAUGUCGAUCGGGCUGCUGCACAUGAAGCUGCACAUGAAGAUCGUGGACGGACAGAGGUUCAGGAUCCGCAAGGUCUCUGGCGGCCCCUCGUCCAUCCUCUCGUCGGACGGACAUGAUGUGGAUAUCGAUGUGGGGGAGCUGAGGUAUGGGGAGUGCAAGGAGAUGCUGAUCGAGCUCGAGCUGGACAACACGGACAUGCGCAAGCCCCUCUCGCCCUCGCACGGCGCCUCCCAGUCCAUGAACGCGACAGACCAGUUCGUGCAGAGCCUCGGCCUCGACGCGCUCUCCAUCGACGACGGCGCGGACCUGGUGGAGGGGAUGAUGGACAGGAUGAUUGACGAGGUGCCGGUGUUCGAGGUCGAUGGCUCGUUCUUUGAUCCGGCGGCGGGGAAACAUGUGUCGAGGUUGGCGCAUCCGGUCCUUUUGACGGUCACGCUGUUGCCCGUGGCUAGUUCGUCGCAGCAGCAGCAAGCUGCGAAGGCGCGCCCCUCCGAUCCCGUCAUCGUGCGCCGCCGAAUGGAGCUCCUCGCCUCGGACAUGAUCACCCGCGCCCUCGUCCUCGUCGCGCGCAAGAACUACGCCCAGGCCCAAAAGAUCAUGAGCGAGACGAAGCGGAUCCUGCACACCGUCCUGCAGUCGAUCUCCAAGACGCUGCCGGCGCCGAACAGCGAGGGCGCGACGGUGCGGAAUCGGAAGGAGAUAUUGACGCUGUCGGCGGUGAGGGCGAUGCAGGCGAUGUUGCAGGAUUUGCAGGUGUUGGCGGAGGCGUUGGAGGAGAAUGUGGAGCUGUUUGCGCAUGAUCAGAGGAAUUUUGGGGCUCAGCAGGCUAUGAUCUUGCGAGACCAGAAGAGCUGGAGUGGGAGGAGUGCGACUGAGCGUUUGUUCUGGACGAUGGACAACUCGAUCGAGCUGGUCUCGCGGAGUACUGAUUGGGUAGCUCGCGAUUGAUGACUUGAUAAAAAUUAGGGAAAGAAAGAGUCGUGUCAUUGUGUUUGCGGGCUUACAGCUGGUUUGGCGAUACCCUUUCUCUUUGCUCCGUUUCUGUUUCUGUUUCUUUUUCGCGAUGGUGAUGAUGGGUUUCGCGAUGUGUUUUAGGUCUCGUCGUCGUCGUCGCCCCUAUCCACUCGUUCGUCUUUCUAUGCUUGCCUCGACUUGAUAUCCUUGAUAUCCCCUCCUUUUUCUUUUUCUUUGACACUUACCGCGCUGCCCCCACUUGGUUUAUCGGUUUAUUCUUUUCCAUUCCAUUCCGCAUUCAAUUUCACAUUCCAUUCAUUUCACACACAACAAAAAACCUCGUUUGUGAUAUAUCCUGUCAUACUGCUUUACCCCCUCGACUUUUUGUACCAGUGCUAGUGACACCUCGUUGGGGAAUCGUGUGUUCUCGAGUCCAAAUUGCUCUCUCUCGGCCCCUCUGAGAGUUGGGAACGCGUUUUUCAUUUUCGAUUUUUCGAUUUUCUUCACUUCUUUCCUUUUUUUUCGAUUUUCGAUUUUCUUUCUACUAAUUCUGAAUAUUAUGGAAAAAACUGUACUGUAAGAUUCUCUAGAUCAUCUCUUAGGCGGAGGUAUGAGGCGUAUAUAUAUUAAUUUUCUUGACAAAUU
Molecule: messenger RNA, 4498 nt
Organism: Serpula lacrymans var. lacrymans S7.9
Lineage: Eukaryota; Fungi; Basidiomycota; Agaricomycetes; Boletales; Serpulaceae
Exons: 6
Coding region: 539-3847 (1102 amino acids)
Biological process (GO): establishment of cell polarity; septin ring organization
Cellular component (GO): nucleus; mating projection tip; cytoplasm
Molecular function (GO): guanyl-nucleotide exchange factor activity
Source: RefSeq, a predicted model, not a curated record